Molecule: messenger RNA, 1821 nt
Organism: Rasamsonia emersonii CBS 393.64
Lineage: Eukaryota; Fungi; Ascomycota; Eurotiomycetes; Eurotiales; Trichocomaceae
Exons: 7
Coding region: 1-1821 (606 amino acids)
Biological process (GO): transmembrane transport
Molecular function (GO): transmembrane transporter activity
Source: RefSeq, a predicted model, not a curated record
AUGGGCUUCGGCGUCAAAGAAUCCAAGUCCACCAUCGGCCGGCAUGUGCCUGGCACUGCCACGCUGUUUGAUAUCCACGGCGCAGCAGUCCAGCAGUCGUCUGCCUUCAAGCAUGCCUCAGGCAAGAAUUCUGAUAUUAUUCUCGUCCCGCAGCCGUCGAACUCGCCAAACGAUCCCUUGAACUGGCCGCAAUGGAAGAAGCAUCUGACCUUCUUUUCCAUCUGCCUCUCCGUCUGCAUGGCCGGCGCUCUGGGCCCCCUGCUCGCGCCCGAAGAGGCCGACAUCGCCGAGGAAUUCCACAUCAGCAUCUCCAAGGCUGCCCUGCCGGCGGGAUAUCCGCUGCUGACGGCCGGCGUGGGAGCGUUCCUGGCGCAGGCCUGGGCUCCGAUCCUGGGCAAGAGGUCGGCCUACAUCAUCUCAACGGUCAUCCUCUUCGCGACGACCAUCCUGGUGUGCCUGGGCGUCGAGUUUCAACUCGCUGCUGGCGGCUCGCACGGUGCAGGGUUUUGGAAAUGGGGCGUCCACGAGCGAGGCAAGAUGAUUGUCGCAUACAACAUCGUCACGCUCGGCGCCGCCAACAUCUGCCCCAUCCUGGGCGGCUACAUCUCGCACGUCUACGGCUGGCGGAUGCAAUUCCGCAUCCUGAUCGCUUUCACGGGCCUGGCGCUGUUGCUGAUCAUCUUCGCCUGUCCGGAGCACGCCUACGUCCGGCCCAGCACGUACGAGACGGACAUGGCCGCGGGAUCCGAGACUGAGAGCCUGCGCAACAAGGCUGACGUCGAUCUGUCCGGAGACGCUACUGCGCUGGUGAGCACGCCAGAGAAACGGCGGUCGUACUGGGAGGAGCUGAAGCCGUUCAAUGGCUUCAUCUUGCGCCAGAAUCCGGUGAUCCUGCUGGCUCGUCCGUUUGCGUGCUUCCUCUAUCCGGCUGUCUUUUGGGGAUUUACAGUGGGAGGGCUGUGGAGUGCAUGGACAAUCGGCCUCUCCGUCGUCGUUGCCCAAAUCUUCGGCGCACCCCCCAAUCUCUUUGAUGACACGCAGCUCGGCCUGCUCUUCAUCUUCCCCUUCGUCUUCCUCAUGAUCGGGUGCGUCGUCGGCUUCGUGCUCAGCGACUGGUGGCCCAAGUUCUGCGCGCGGCGCAACAACGGCGUCUUCGAGCCCGAGUUCCGGCUUAUCCUGCUGCUUCCGGUGCUGCUGGUCGGGAUUCCAGGGCUGUUCGGCUUUGGAUACUACGCCGCGCGCGCCAACGACCACUGGGUGCCGGUGUCGUGUCUGCAGGGGCUGAUCGCGUUCGCGAGCGUGCUGGCGGCCAGCGUCUCGUUCAACUACGUGCUCGACUGCCACCGCAGCCGCAGCGUCGAGGUCUCGGUCGCCAUCAUCAUGUUGCGCAACUUCUUCUGGUUCGGCAGCAGCUACUUCCUGCCCGACUGGCUCGAGGUCGCCCGCACGAGCACCAUCUUCAGCAUCAUCGGUGGCAUUCAGCUCGGCGUGACGCUGUGCUCAGUCGUCAUCUACGUCUAUGGCAAGCAGCUGCGGUGUACGAUUGUCAAUCGACUGGUCAUUCUACAACGUAUGAAUAUAGUCAUUGCGUACAGUACAGUACUGUAUACACUGAUUCAACCUGGCUACUUGCAUACGGAGUACAACAGCUCCAGUCACGUAGGACAUUGGGGAAAGAGAAUGAAAAGUCUCAUUCUCGCACCAACAUUAAUUAGCCUACCUCAUUUCCUGCCUAUGACAGUCAUUGUUGACAUGUCUGUUAGUAACACCGUCUUUCCGAAAAGGAAUGCUUGCAGCGUCGAUCACACAGACCUGCACUGA